This is a messenger RNA of Columba livia (rock pigeon), 1441 nucleotides long. RefSeq names its product tetraspanin 19 (gene TSPAN19). The transcript has 11 exons. Bases 442 to 1200 code for a protein of 252 amino acids. Lineage: Eukaryota; Metazoa; Chordata; Aves; Columbiformes; Columbidae. The record is from RefSeq and is a predicted model, not a curated record. Gene Ontology annotation, cellular component: plasma membrane.
CCAGUUACCUGUAACCAGGAAGCCAGGGCUGAUCAACAGAAGAAAAUGUCUCUGUUGUAAGGAUGUGGUUAAACUGCACUUCAGGAAGAAACAGAUCACUAUGAGACUGUGCUCUUUAAGGGCUGCUGCUCUUGGAACCAUCUCAGCUUGCACCACAAAGCCAGUCAGAGCAAAACGCCAGAGUACGUUCACAGAAGAGGCAAGACAGGUGAAUGGGAACAUGGGUUAGGGGACAAAGGUAUAAUAUUUCAGGAGCAGUUGCUAUGGGCAGAGUCUCUGCUUGCCCUUCCAUUGAUCAAGCACCCACUUGCUAUUGAUGACCAAUGAAGUGCAUUUCUUGAUUUAGCCUCAUUUGAAAGGAAUUCAACUUUUCACAUCCUGUUACUUUCUGAAACAAAACAACGGAAGAAAAAACUGUGAUUCAACACUGAAAACACAAGAAUGAAAAUAAGAGAUAAAAUACUAAUACAGAAGUUCUACGUAAUUGUCUUCAAUGGAAUUUUCUUGGCUCUGGGUCUUAUGCUUCUGAUGUUUGGCCUGUGGCUUUUACUUGACAGAAGCAAUUUCUUCAGUGUGUUACUUUCUUCAGGCGAGAAUCAGCUAGUGCCAUAUAUUUCUUGUAUAUUACUUGGAAUUGGAUCUGCUAUUACCUUUACAUCAGCCUUGGGAUUCCUUGGAAGUGUUUUGGAAAUCAAACGUCUACUUGUUACUUAUAUGAGUUUUCAAAUCCUGGUGUUUGUUACUCAGAUGGCAAUAUUGGUGCUGAUAUUUGUGAAGAAAGAAGAGGUCCACAAUCAAUGGAACAACAGAAUUGAUGAAGUAAUUUCUGAAUAUGGGAAUGAGAGUCUGUCUGAGCAGGAACCUGUGUGGAACAUUCUGAAUGCUGUGCAGCACAAGAUGGAAUGCUGUGGGAGAUACAACAUCACACAGUGGGAAAGGAAUAAAAACAAGGACAAUAGUACUCAGAUCCCAUGUUCAUGCACAAAAUCUGGUCUGAAGAAAUGGUUUUGUAAUGUCUCAAGGGAUUCAACAUACAGUAUGGGAUGUGAAGAACACCUAAGUAAAUGGUUUGAAAACAAUAUUUUGAUCUUAACUGCAAUAUCUAUCAGCCUGCUAAUUACACAGGUAUUGUUGAUCACACUAACUGGUCAGCUACUUAGAAACAUCAGGAAGAAUAAUAUAUGGCCAAAUGAAUCAUGAACUCUUCUGAUCAUUGCUGUAGUGCAAGAAUUAUCUGAUCUGUGCCUGCAACAGUCAACAAAACUAUUUCCACUAAAAUUUGGAUCAGGCUCUACAUAUUGUAGUCACUAAGAUAUUAACAUUUGGCUUUAAUAUUUUUGUUUAUUAUUCAUUACUAUGGAUAUGGUAAUAUGCUACAAACUUACAUCUGAAAUACUAUGUAAUUUACUAGCUGGUUAAUAAAACUUUCUGAUAAGCUGAA